CUUCCGAAGAGCCGGGCUGGGCCUGCCCAAACCCGGGAGGCGGGGUCAAGUGUCCGGGGCCCCGCCCCUCGGCUUCCCGGGGGAGCUCUCGUCAGAGCCUGAGGCGGGGCCCGUGGGUAUUCAUCCCCCAUUCCCCAGCUGUUGGUGAGGGGUCUCCGGCCCCCUGCCCCUCCCUCGCUUUGCUGCCAGUGGCCCGGGAAGGGGGGCAGCAAACGAGCUAGAGAAGCCAUUCUCGGGGGCUCGAUGCCAUGCCCAUAGCUAGGCCCGGGAAGGCUCCGUGCCGAGUAGAUACGAGGUGAAAUGUCUGAAAAGCUAAGAAGAUGCAGAAAGGAGCUGACAGCAGCCAUUGACCGUGCAUUUGAAGGCAUCAGCCAUUCUCAAGAGUGCCCAAGUCAGCCAAAACCAGACUUGGAUACCUCACCUUCUUCCUUCACUAUUCAGAUGAAUAAACUUCUUUGCAGGAGAUAUCCUUCUACCACUUCCUAUGCUGGUCAGUUUGCUCCUGUUUCCUGUGCUCCUGAAAACGAGAACCCUGUCUUUGUACCAAACCAUAUCCCAAUAAAUAUGAAGCCACAUACUUUAUGCCCCAAAAGAAAACCUUUGACCAGCAAGGAAAAUGUGUUGAUACAUUCCUCGAUUUUUGUACCUGAAAGGCAGUUUCUGAGAGCCACUGGAGAUGGGGAAAGUUGGAGAAAAGAAAGUUUAAGGAAAGAUGUGGAUAGAUAUUUGAAGGUUGAAGCCAACGUUCCUCUCAACAAUUCCAACCAAGAAAUCACAAAGGAUCUACUCGAUAUGAUUGACCACACAAGCAUCCGAACUAUUGAAGAAUUGGCUGGAAAGCUAGAAUUUGAAAAUGAGUUAAACCGGGUUUGCAGUCGCUCAGAAGAUUCCCCCUUUAAAGAGGAAGUCCUGGCCCUCUUCAUGGAUGAGAGCCCACACAAGGCCACAGAAGCAGAAGCAAGCUGCCUAAAGCCAACUUUGGAUGACCAGAAUAUCAUAGAAACCGUCCUGGAUUUAGAAGAGGACUAUAAUUUGAUGACCUCUUUUAAAUACCAUGUUAAGUAAGAGUAGUUCAUUUUAGCUUCAGUUUUCCCCCCUGAUUUUUGCAGUGCUCAGUCAGUACUAGCUGGGAAGGCGGCUCAGGAACACACCGGGGCCUUUGACAACCAGCUCCUUAAAAGGGUGUCGGACUGUCAUGUGAGUUCCUGCACCUUUUCUUUCCCAGGUCUCGCCAUCCCUAACCUUCUUCCACCCAAGUUUAGUUUUACAUUUCUUUUUCAGUAGUGUUUUUCUUACUCUUGGUUUUACUUACUUUCCUCAACAUCUUAAAAUCUGUUUCCUUAAUAAUCGAUUAUAAAUACAGCCAGUGCCUGAGGGCCUGUGAGCCAGCUGUCUCCCAGUUUGCUGCAUCCCUAGUAAGCCUGGUGCACACUUAAGAUCAUGGCAUUUAGAGCUGGAAGAGACCCCAUUUAGAACUGAGGAAACUGAGGCCCAGCACCUUGACAUGGAAGCUCAGCAGUGUUCUGAGGCUUAGCGUGUCUUCUCAGUGGUAACAUGCCCACCUUUCUGGGCCUAGAGAGGAGGGCACAGAGAUCCCAGGAUAGGAAACAGAGUGGUUAUCCUGCUUCCUUAGGUGGGGAGGAAACCCCCUAGUCUGGAGUCUGAGCAGACAGGAAAGUGGCUGAGAGAACCCUUCCCAAGACAGCCCUGUCAGUAGGAGGCUGGCUGGGCAGAAGGGCUCCUAAUCCCAUCCCCUCUUGUUUCCUGCCUGUGGGGCUUGCUGAGUCCUGUCCUGGCUCUUUGGGGGAAGGGAAAAGAAGCUGCCCAGGACCCAUAUACCACCAUCCCCCACCGUAGACUGUUAGAAUCAUAGCAUGUAGAGCUGGAAGAGUGCUAAUUGGACCCCAAGAUGUCGGGUGACUUGCCCAAGGUCACAGGGGUACCAAGUAAGACUGAACAUGAGCUGAGUCUCCUCUGUUCGGUCCUUCUACCCUUCCUAGACCUAGGCCUUCCCCAUCAGGGCCCCUGCCCUGGCAGUGUACUUACCUCAGUGCCCAACUUCUCACCAGGCCAUCUCUCAUGUGUGAAAGAAUAAAAAGAUCGCCAAGCAAUCAGGGCGGGCUUUCUGAGGCUACAACUUGGCUGUUGAGCGCGUUGCUGCGUCACUUUCUCUCACUACCUGGGAGCAGGAACAGUGAGUGACCCCAAGCUGGAAUGGUCACCUUGGGAGGCCAGAAUGGGAAGGGACUCCCCGGCACCCCGAGGGCGGCAUCGAAAUAGUAAAUGGCUGACCGCAGGGUCCAGAUUCA
Molecule: messenger RNA, 2309 nt
Organism: Dromiciops gliroides (monito del monte)
Lineage: Eukaryota; Metazoa; Chordata; Mammalia; Microbiotheria; Microbiotheriidae
Gene: C1H3orf62
Product: chromosome 1 C3orf62 homolog
Exons: 4
Coding region: 301-1065 (254 amino acids)
Source: RefSeq, a predicted model, not a curated record